Messenger RNA from Myotis davidii, 2121 nucleotides. It is a transcript of the gene VPS4A, whose product is annotated as vacuolar protein sorting 4 homolog A (S. cerevisiae). Lineage: Eukaryota; Metazoa; Chordata; Mammalia; Chiroptera; Vespertilionidae. The record is from RefSeq and is a predicted model, not a curated record. The transcript has 10 exons. The annotation marks the transcript as partial. Gene Ontology annotation, molecular function: ATP hydrolysis activity; ATP binding. Gene Ontology annotation, biological process: vacuole organization; endosomal transport.
CUCACCAGUGUCUUCCUUCUGCCUGGCACCCAGGGCUUUCUGGAUCCCUUGGGAAGCACUGAGCCCUUUGCUUUGCCUUUCCAGAAAGCCAUUGAUCUGGUGACAAAAGCCACAGAAGAGGAUAAAGCCAAGAAUUACGAGGAGGCGCUGCGGCUCUACCAGCAUGCGGUGGAGUAUUUCCUACACGCUAUCAAAUAUGAGGCUCACAGCGACAAGGCCAAGGAGAGCAUUCGAGCCAAGUGCAUGCAGUACCUAGACCGGGCCGAGAAGCUGAAGGAUUAUUUACGGAACAAAGAGAAGCACGGCAAGAAGCCCGUCAAAGAGAACCAGAGUGAGAGCAAGGGCAGCGAUAGUGACAGUGAAGGGGAUAAUCCAGAGAAAAAGAAAUUGCAAGAACAACUGAUGGGGGCCGUCAUGAUGGAGAAGCCCAACAUUCGGUGGAGUGACGUGGCCGGGCUGGAGCUGGCCAAGGAGGCCCUUGAAGAAGCUGUCAUUUUGCCAAUUAAAUUCCCACACUUGUUCACAGGCAAGCGUACCCCUUGGCGAGGGAUACUGCUCUUUGGACCCCCUGGCACUGGGAAAUCCUACCUGGCCAAAGCGGUGGCAACAGAGGCCAACAACUCCACCUUCUUCUCCGUGUCCUCCUCGGACUUGAUGUCUAAGUGGUUGGGCGAGAGUGAGAAGCUAGUCAAGAACCUGUUUGAGCUGGCCAGGCAGCACAAGCCUUCCAUAAUCUUCAUCGACGAGGUGGAUUCCCUCUGCGGAUUCCACAAUGAAAAUGAGAGCGAGGCUGCCCGAAGGAUCAAAACAGAGUUCUUGGUCCAGAUGCAGGGAGUGGGGAAUAACAACGAUGGGACUCUGGUUCUUGGUGCCACAAACAUCCCCUGGGUGCUGGAUUCGGCCAUUAGAAGGAGGUUUGAAAAGCGGAUUUACAUCCCGUUGCCGGAAGAGGCGGCCCGCUCCCAGAUGUUCCGGUUGCAUCUGGGCAGCACGCCCCACAGCCUCACGGACGCCAACAUCCAGGAGCUGGCCCGGAAGACGGAGGGCUACUCGGGCGCAGACAUCAGCAUCAUCGUGCGGGACUCCCUCAUGCAGCCCGUGCGGAAAGUCCAGUCGGCCACACACUUCAAAAAGGUCUGCGGCCCUUCCCGCACCAACCCUAACAUCAUGACCGACGACCUCCUGACCCCGUGCUCUCCAGGGGACCCAGGGGCCAUGGAGAUGACUUGGAUGGAUGUCCCUAGUGACAAACUCUUAGAGCCUGUGGUUUGCAUGUCGGACAUGCUCCGGUCUUUGGCCACCACCCGGCCCACCGUGAAUGCAGAUGACCUCCUGAAAGUGAAGAAAUUCUCAGAGGACUUUGGACAGGAGAGUUAAAAGCUUUUCACUCUGGUGAUGGUGACGGAAGGAGGUUGGUGGCGGUAAAUUCAUGCACUCCUCAUGUCGGUGGCCAGACAGGCUGCAGGGCUCGUCCUAAAAUCACUCCGUGUCCCCUGGGCUGUCUGGCCGCCAGCCAAGGAGCAGGAAGGAAGGGGCUCCCGGCCGCAGAGAUGCAGAAGCACAUCCGGCAGCGGGUGGAAUACUGGCUCUUCCUACUUCCUCCUCCUCUUCUGGAAGCUCACUACUCCUUGUCCUGACACUCCAUGUUUGUUUUUAAAGCCUUUUUUGUUCCUCUAAAUUAAUGCUGCUUGGAUUUUCGUCUUGUUUAUAAAUAAAGUCAAAAUCACCUGGAGCAUCACGGAGUGGGAGCAGCCGAGCAGUGGGGUUGGUGCAGCAGACCUGCGAGCCCCCAUGGCCCGUUCCUUUUAGACCCAAGUGUCGCUCCUUGUGAACUGAAUGACUGACGCCCUGGAACCCCAGCCCAAGCUGUGCCUGCAAAGGCCAAGAGUAAAGCCAAGCCAUCCGCACACUCCCAAGUCGCACACUCCCAAGUCGCCAUCCCUGUUCCUCCCUGCAGGAGGAGAGGGGUCUGUGAACACCAAGCUGUGCACGUCAGAAGGAGUGAAGGCAGUCAGGCGGGUCUCACUAAUGCCUCUUCCCUCUGAAUGUGAGAACAUGAACCCAGCCACCGCCCGGGUCCCUGUCCUGGAAGUGGGCUAAUAAAUCCUUUUCCCUUCUUGA